AUUAAAAAAUAUAAUAUUUUAGAAUUUUAGUAUUUAGGUAAUGAUAGCAUAGAAUGUAAUAUGAUUUAAAGGGUUAAAAGAAGGAACAGAUGUGCAUUACGUUAGUGAUGUACUGCUGAAUGUUGCCCUUCGCCAAAAAACCUCUGCUUUUUUAAGUUGUAAGUUUUAUUUGUUCUGUUGUUUGGCGAGUAAAGACGUUUAUCAUUAUUAUUACUAUUGAGUACCUUGAGAGCAUCUCGAUCUGGUAAAUGUAAUGCUUCCCCUCUGUAACAUCUACCAUCAUAACUUGUGAAAGUAUGCAAUGUGUUUGAAACAACCAGUUUUGAAUGGGCGGCCUAGUAGGUGAACCAAAUACAUUCACUCGUAUUUGUUGACAAGUCAAUGAUUAAAAAUGAGUUCGCCGUCUCGAUUCGUAUUGGUCCUAGUCAAUCUUUCUCUGCAGUUUAUUCUGGCUAUUGGGAUAAAUAAUGGAAGUUACAACCAUUACAAAGGCUUUGACACAGCAUGGUCUUGGAGUUACGUGAACUACACUUGGCCUUCAGCAGAAGCUUACUGGACUGCAUUGGCAACACUAAGGAAUAAUUUCUUUUUUGUAUCUCAAGAAGAAUGGUUGGGGUCCCUGAUAAGCCUUGUGUAG
Acanthoscelides obtectus is the source of this 637-nucleotide messenger RNA. Lineage: Eukaryota; Metazoa; Arthropoda; Insecta; Coleoptera; Chrysomelidae. The record is from the annotation of a GenBank genome assembly.